Messenger RNA from Puntigrus tetrazona (Sumatra barb), 2707 nucleotides. Its product is annotated as NLR family CARD domain-containing protein 3-like. Bases 20 to 2707 code for a protein of 895 amino acids. NCBI's taxonomy places the organism in Eukaryota, Metazoa, Chordata, Actinopteri, Cypriniformes, Cyprinidae. The record is from RefSeq and is a predicted model, not a curated record. The transcript is spliced from 5 exons.
AGAGCCCAGCUGUGUGUCUAUGAAGAGUGACUGCUCUAUGAUUGAGCCAAUGAAGUUUAAGAGUGAAGAUUUACAGCCUGGACUCAGUCAUGAAGUCCUCGACACAUUUAGAUCAAAUCUGCAGAAUAAGUUUGAGUUUCUGUGUGCGGGAACAGCGAUGCAGAGAAACCCAACACUGCUGAAUGAGAUCUACACAGAGCUCUACAUCACAGAGAGUGAGAGAGGAGAGAUCAAUAAUGAGCAUGAGGUGAGGCAGAUUGAGAAACAAUCCAGGAGAGAAGCAACAGAGGACACAGCCAUCAAAUGCAGAGACAUCUUCAGACCUUUACCUGGACAAGACAAAGACAUCAGAACUGUGCUGACAAAGGGAGUCGCUGGCAUUGGAAAAACUGUCUCUGUGCAGAAGUUCAUGCUGGACUGGGCCGAAGGGAAAGAGAAUCAGGACAUCCAGCUCAUAUUUCCACUUCCUUUCAGAGAAAUCAACUUGAUGAAGAGCAGAACACUCAGUCUUUUAGAUCUUCUUCAUAUCUUCUUCCCUGAAACUAAAGAAAUGGAAAUAUCCAGUGAUGAAUAUAAAGUGUUGUUCAUCUUUGAUGGUCUGGACGAGUGUCAUCUGUCUCUGGACUUUAAGAGUAAAGUGAAUCUGUGUAAUAUAUCUGAGUCAGCCUCCGUGGAUGUGCUGCUGGUGAACCUGAUUGUGGGGAAUCUGCUUCCCUCUGCUUUCAUCUGGAUCUCCUCCAGACCAGCAGCAGCUGAUCUCGUCCCCUCUGAGUGCAUCCAUCGGAGUGACAGAGGUAAUGCAGGCUUCAAUGAACCCCAGAAGGAGGAAUACUUCAGGAAGAGGAUCAGUGAUCAGAGUCUUGGCGAUAGGAUCAUCUCACACCUGAAGUCCUCCAGGAGUCUCUUCAUCAUGUGUCACAUCCCAGUCUUCUGCUGGAUCUCAGCCACUGUUCUUGAGAAGAUCUUGAGUCGAGCAGAGACUGGAGAGAUUCCCAAGACUCUCACUCAAAUGUACACAAACUUCCUGAUCCUUCAGACCAACAUCAAACAUGAGAAGGACUAUGAGAAGAACGUGACAGAUGAAGACAUGAUCCUCAAACUGGGGAAACUGGCUUUUCAGCAGCUUGUGAAAGGAAACCUGAUCUUCUAUGAUAAAGACCUGAAAGAGUGUGACAUUGAUGUGACAGAAGCAUCAAUUUAUUCAGGACUGUGCACUCAGAUCUUCAGAGAGGAGCUGGGCUUGUUUCAGGGGAAAGUCUUCUGCUUCGUUCAUCUGAGCCUUCAGGAACUUCUAGCAGCUCUAUAUGUUCAUCUGUCUUUUACAAACAAGAAGAGAAAUGUUUUCGACCAAACCAAACACAGUUUGUUGUCCAAGAUAUUUUACCAGAAUAAAUAUAAUUCACUCUCUGAGCUGCAUCAGAGAGCUGUGAACGAGGCUCUAAAGAGUAAGAAUGGACACCUGGAUCUUUUCCUGAGGUUUCUUCUGGGUCUCUCAGUGGAGUCUAGUCAGACUCUCUUAAGAAAACUACUGACACAGACAGGAAGCUGCUCCUACAACAAAGAGAAAACAAUUCAGUUCCUCAAACAGAAGAUAAGGAAAAAUCUGGGAAGUUCAGAGAAAUCCAUCAACCUGUUUCACUGUCUGAAUGAACUGGGUAAUGAUUCACUGAUGCAGGAAAUUCAGGAUUAUCUGAAAUCUGGAGAAAUAAGAGAAACCAAACUCUCCUCUUCACAGUGGUCAACUUUGGUUUAUGUGUUGCUGACAUCAGAGCAGAAGAUGGAUGUUUUUGAUCUAAAACAGUUUAUUGGAACACAAACAAAAGGUGAUAAAGUUGUUCAGUAUCUGUUACCUGUGGUUAAAGAAUCCAGAUCAGUUCGGCUAUGUGGAUGCAAACUCACUGCUCAGUCUUGUGGACGUUUGUCUUCAGUUUCACAAUCCUCAAACUCAAACAUCCUGAGAGAGCUGGACCUGAGUAACAAUGACCUGCAGGAUUCUGGAGUGAAGCUGCUCUCUGAAGGACUGAAGAGUCCAAACUGUCAUCUGGAGAUUCUGAGCCCAGCCGGAACAAGUUGCAGGUGUGACCGAUCUCCUGAUGAAGAGUGCUGCCAGGCGAUUGUUGUGUUUUUAAUGUCUCUGUUUUUGUGUUCAGGGGUCAGUUUUUUCACACUGGAUCCAAACACAGCACACACUCGUCUCAUUCUGUCUGAGGAGAACAGAGAAGUCACAAAUCAUUUUGAGUCUCAAAGGUACCGUAAUCAUCCAGACAGAUUUGAUGUGUAUCGUCAGGUGUUGUGUAGACAGAGAGUGUGUGGACGCUGUUACUGGGAGACUGAGUGGAGUGGACGUGUGUCUAUAUCAGUGUCAUAUAAGAACAUCAGCAGGAAGGGACCGGGUGAAGAGUGUUUGUUUGGAGCUAAUGAUCAGUCCUGGACUUUGUUCUGCUAUCCUGAGAGAUACUUUUUUAGACACAAUAAGAUAGUGACUCAUCUCCCUGUGAAGCCCAUCAUCAUCAUCAGAAGAAGAACAGGAAAGUAUGAUAAUGAUAUCUACAGAGUAGGAGUUUAUGUGGAUGAGAGCGCAGGAACUCUGUCCUUCUUCAGCGUCUCUGACACAAUGAGACUCAUCCACACAGUCCAGACCACAUUCACUCAGACACUUUGUCCUGGGUAUUGGGUCUAUUUUGGAUCAACAGUGAAACUGUGUUGA